CAUUCUUAUGCCUCGGCCAAAAGUCCACUAUCACACAAAUAAUAGUAACUGACAUCGUCCGUAUAUGCGUUUUUCGUCCCUCGAGGCCUAGAGUUCACCACUGCGACUACUAUUCCACGACGACACCGGAGCACGUGACUACGCGUUGCGCCACGGCAAGCCAGGGCUCUUGUGAAUGGCCUCUGAGGUGAACCUGUCUCUCCAAUGAGCUGUUAGUAACAAUGGCAGAGACGAACGUGGAGGGGGCGAAUGGCAAUUCAAAUGCAGCGUCCGGCUUGCUUUUCCAGGGCAAGCAGUUCUGGCUGUCGCAGAAUAUUCCCCAGAGGGCUCGAUUCAAGGAAACCAUCCAGCGAAAUGGCGGUGUCAUAAGACUCUAUGAAAAAGACGCCGGCAUUAAAUUGGUGGACCAUGUGAAAAAGAAUCUCCCGGAAGACACGUUUUCCUACCGCUUUGUUGAAGACUCAGUUCGCAAUGGGCGCCUAGAAAACCUGGAGAACUACAGGGCUGGACCUUCGGCCUCACGUCCGGUAGGGGCGACUAACAUACCAAGUCGGGGAUUUAAGAGGUCGUAUACAAUUCAAGACGAUCAAUUCCUCUGGGAUUGGAUGCAGCCAUACGAAAAGGAACCCAAUGCUCCUAUCAGCGGCAACAGAAUCUACCAGGAAUUAGCUGUAGUGAAUCCGGCGCACACAUAUCAGUCCUAUCGCGAUCGAUAUUUAAAGAGGCUCCGUGGGCGACCACGCCCAGGGGGUAUGCCGCAACCCACUACCCCUUCUGCUAUACCAGACAGAAACCAGAGGGUACAAACCCCGACGCCAACUCCAAUCGCAGCUGCUGUUGCUUCGUCAUCAAGGCAAAGAGGCCCAAGCACGGUUAACCGGAUGCCUAAAGUUAGGAAACGGAAACGCAGCACGUCUCCUUACAGCUCAGAUGGCACCGAUUCCACUGGAGGUGAUAUUCCACCUCGGAAGCGUAGGGCCACUGGAAGCCCCGAAAGCAAUCCCAGAACUCCAACGCCAGAGGUCCCUCAGAAAACUCAAGAGACUCCGUCCCGGCCACAGUCACCGCCUCCGCAGAUCAUAAUCCCAACAUUUGACGAGAAUACAACCAAGAAGUCCAAACUGAACAAGGGGAAAGAACCUCAGCAAGCACCUGAGAAAGCACUCGAGGGAGCACCUGAGAGAGCAUCUGAGAGAGCACCAGAGAAAGAUCCUAACAAAGCUCCUAACAAAGAUCCUAAAAGAGCCCCCGAGAGAGCUCCUAGGAAACCUUCUGGGAAAUCCCCUGAAAAACCAUCCGAACAAGCUCCUGAGAAAACUCCCAAGAAACCAAAUGAGAAAUCUCCUGAGAAAGCUCCUGAGAAACGACCUGAGAAGGCUCCUGAGCAAAAACCCGAGGACGCACCCAAGGAAGCCGAAAUAAACCCCGAGCACACGCCCGAGCAAACACCCGAGCAAACACCCGAGCAACGACAAAGAUCCCCAAGCCCCAUCAACGAAGACUACGAACCGGAACCCAUUGACGAAAUGUUUCUAGAGCUUCCUUUCCUUCCAUCGAGCCCAGGGAGCUCAGAGCCCGAAGAGCAGCCAGACCAGGACAUUGACGCCUGGAUUGACAACCGGCUCCGGACCGGAAAAGCAAAGAAUGAGGACCAAAUCAUCGAGGCCCUUCGCUGUACCAGCAUGGACCCGCAACUUGCUGAUCAAGUCCUAAAACACCUAGUCGCAGGAAAAGGCAUCCCACAAGAUACGGCAGGGGUGUGGACAGCCGAGGAUGACAAAUGCAUCGAGGGGAGAAACACCAGAGACAUCGAGAGGGUCUUAGAAAAGCACGGUUCCGAUUUCUUCAACUCGCGCUGGCAGUAUAUCGACAUGGCAAGGACUGCCGGCCUGGAGAAGGGCCAGGAGGAAGGAAUCGCAGAACUUUGA
Messenger RNA from Aspergillus steynii IBT 23096, 1928 nucleotides. RefSeq names its product putative transcription factor Rap1. NCBI's taxonomy places the organism in Eukaryota, Fungi, Ascomycota, Eurotiomycetes, Eurotiales, Aspergillaceae. Gene Ontology annotation, biological process: telomere maintenance via telomere lengthening; regulation of DNA-templated transcription. Gene Ontology annotation, molecular function: telomeric repeat DNA binding. The transcript is spliced from 4 exons. Gene Ontology annotation, cellular component: shelterin complex. The coding region runs from base 222 to 1928 and encodes 568 amino acids. The record is from RefSeq and is a predicted model, not a curated record.